AUACCCAACCAAACUCUAGUGCUUGCUUCAGGUGGGGUGGAGCCCGUCCCCGAGGUCUCACGUCUGCAAGUGUUACCUGAGCCCCAUUUGUUGGUAAGUAGUAAUAAGAAACACUGGUGUAAAUGGUUCGUUUAAGUGGCUACUUUAACGAUGGUAUGAAAUUUCCUACUUUCAAAAAAACAUUCAUCAUUCAUUCUUUCAUUUCAUUUUUAAUCCUUUUUUACUUUAGGGGAUUUCUUUUCCUUUCUUUCUUUCUUUCUUAACGGUUUGUGUGGGUGUUAGCUUAUGAAUAAAAUAAAACGAAAUAAACAUUUUAUCAUGCUUUAUAGUCAUUACACAAUAUAUUUCUUUGAACUGUUUCAGGUAGAGGGGGAAACAGACCGUUCAAGUGCAGAAACAACUAGUAGUGAGUUAUCGUCUGAUGACCUUGCAACUGAACUGAAGAGGCUGGAGAUAUCGUCAAGAGGGCGGGAUGAUGAGACGUUCCUCAGUCCGGAUACUGGAAGUCUUGUUUCUUCAACGAGUGACGAGGCCCCAACCACUAUGCAAGAACCUCGCAAAAAGUUGAACGAAUAUCUGGUUUCGAAGAAGAUCCCGCCAAUAACUCAGCCCUGGAUGGAAUGGGAUAAAGCUGGAGAGAGCACUAAGAAGAGAUACACCAAAAGGACAGUGGAGAUCUUUUCUUCAGUCCUACAAGAUCUUACACCUAAUUAUGCAGGUUCUCUUUGGCAAGCGGUCGUCUCG
Molecule: messenger RNA, 744 nt
Organism: Porites evermanni
Lineage: Eukaryota; Metazoa; Cnidaria; Anthozoa; Scleractinia; Poritidae
Source: the annotation of a GenBank genome assembly